UGUAUGCAUAUGUAGUGUAACCAUAAGCGUACUUUGUAAUAUUUAAAGUAAAGUGUAUAUUAUUAUAUCAUUUUUGUUAAUUUAUACUUAUGGCAUCACCAGCACCCAAAUCGCCAGAGCAAUCUGAAAGAAAUAGAAAAUAUGAUAGACAAUUAAGGUUAUGGGGUGAUCAUGGUCAAGUUGCAUUAGAAGGAGCGCAUGUUUGUGUCAUAAAUGCUACAGGACUUGGUACAGAAAUUUUAAAAUCCUUAGUCUUACCAGGCAUUGGAGCAUUUACAAUUGUAGAUGGCAAAAAAGUUACUAAUGAAGAUAUCGGGGCAAAUUUCUUUCUAGAAGCAGACAGUGUAGGAAAAUCAAGGGCACAAGUAGCAACGCAAAUGCUUUUAGAACUAAACUCAGAUGUUAGAGGUGAUUAUAUAGAUGAGGAGUCUGAGCAAAUUUUAUAUAAUAGUCCAGAUUUUUUCAAUAAUUUUACUGUUGUUAUAGCUACUUCGCUAGCUGAAAAAUCUUUAAUUCUUUUAUCACAAAGACUUUGGGAAUUGAAUAUACCCUUAAUAGUAUGCAGAAGUAUAGGAUUCAUUGCAUAUAUGAGAAUUCAAGUGAAGGAAUAUACAGUCAUAGAAACACAUCCAGAUAAUGAAAUUCCAGAUUUACGUUUAGAUAGACCAUUUGAGACACUAAAAAAGCAUCUUGAUACAAUACAUCUUGAAGAAUUGAGUUUUAAAGAUCAUUCUCAUGUACCAUAUUUAGUUAUACUGUAUAAAUUUUUAGAAAAAUGGCUUUUAAAUAAAAGAGAUUUACCUAAAAGCUAUAAAGAAAGACAACAAUUAAAAGAAAUGAUAAAAGAAGGAAUGAGAAGAGAAGAGAGUGACACUACAAAUAGCGAAGAAAAUUUUGAAGAAGCUAUCAGAGCUGUUAAUACAUGUGUAGGAUGUACUGAGAUCCCAGAUAAUGUGAAGAAUAUUCUUAAUGAUGAUCAGUGUAUUAAUUUAACAGCUAAGAGCAGUUCAUUUUGGAUUAUUGCAAAAGCAAUAAGAGAUUUUGUUGAGAACGAAGGAGCUGGAUUCUUACCAUUAAAAGGUACUAUACCAGAUAUGACAGCAGAUACGGAAAAAUAUAUAACUCUUCAGCAGAUUUAUCACAAACAAGCGGAAGCUGAUGCGGAAGCAGUAUGGCGACAUACAUUGCAAUUAUUACGACAAUUGGGAAAAUCGUCAGAUUCUAUUUCCGAAAGAGAUGUUAAAUUAUUUUGCAGACAUGCUUCAAAUAUACAUGUGGAAAGGGGAACACGUAUUGCGGAUGAAUAUGAUUCCAAAAUCUUUGAUGCAAGUAAUAUAGUGCAAAGUUUAGAAAAUCCAGAGAGUAUGAUGAUUUAUUAUGUUAUUCUUAGAGGGGUUGAAAAAUUUCAAUUAGAAUACAACUCAUAUCCUGGAGAAUUUGAUGAUCAAGUAGAACCAGACAUAGUUAAACUUAAAGCAUGUAUAACAAAACUAUUGAGUGAAUGGGGAUGUGGGUCAUUGGCAAAAGAUGAUUAUGUACAUGAGUUUUGUCGGUUUGGUGGAUCAGAAUUGCAUUCAGUAUCAGCAUUCUUAGGCGGCCUUGCAGCUCAGGAAGUUAUAAAAUUUGUUACAAAUCAAUAUAAACCAGUCCAUAACACCUUCAUAUAUGAUGCAGUGACAUCAAGUUCUGGAACAUUUUUCUUUUAA
Habropoda laboriosa is the source of this 1706-nucleotide messenger RNA. It is a transcript of the gene APP-BP1, whose product is annotated as NEDD8-activating enzyme E1 regulatory subunit. Gene Ontology annotation, molecular function: NEDD8 activating enzyme activity; ubiquitin activating enzyme activity. Bases 90 to 1706 code for a protein of 538 amino acids. Lineage: Eukaryota; Metazoa; Arthropoda; Insecta; Hymenoptera; Apidae. The transcript has 8 exons. Gene Ontology annotation, biological process: DNA damage response; protein ubiquitination; protein neddylation. The record is from RefSeq and is a predicted model, not a curated record. Gene Ontology annotation, cellular component: cytoplasm; nucleus.